AUGGAAAGAGAAGUUUGGCAAUUUGAGAAUGCCUGGGAUGCUGCUCAAGGACUCUUGAGGUUCAUUGUUGAGAAAGAUUCUGAUGUAAGUUUUGCCAACUACAGUUUGAAACAUGGACUGCAGGCAUAUUUUGUGGAUGAAGAGGGUUCUAUCAGCGAAAUCUUGAAUGUAACAGAUAUUUCUUCUAAAGUUUGGAAAACUGAAAAUGGUGGAAACACUUGGGCUGCAGGAUCUGGUGCUAAACGUUGUCCCAACCUCUUGAUUAGUUUCACCCCAGAAAGAACCAUGGAUUCGGGUUUUGAAUACUCCUAA
Oldenlandia corymbosa var. corymbosa is the source of this 312-nucleotide messenger RNA. Lineage: Eukaryota; Viridiplantae; Streptophyta; Magnoliopsida; Gentianales; Rubiaceae. The record is from the annotation of a GenBank genome assembly.